Messenger RNA from Annulohypoxylon maeteangense, 718 nucleotides. RefSeq lists its product as uncharacterized. The coding region runs from base 319 to 657 and encodes 112 amino acids. The record is from RefSeq and is a predicted model, not a curated record. The transcript has 2 exons. NCBI's taxonomy places the organism in Eukaryota, Fungi, Ascomycota, Sordariomycetes, Xylariales, Hypoxylaceae.
CACAAAAAUAGAAAAUUUGACAGAUUUAAGAUGAGCAGUGCAGUUACGUAUGCCUUAGCUGUUUAUCUUAAAGGGAUCCUGCAUCAAACACCUGUUUGUGCGUAAAGCCAACAAGACAAACGGGAUCAAAGAAAUGAUGAGACAUCAAUUAAAAUACCAAUAAACGUUUGACUAAAAUGAUUUCAUUUUUAUAAGAUACCUAGCUAUCUACUAGACUCCGCUCGGCUGCUGGUCUUCGAUAUGUUGGAUAAACUUAACGAUAGAUACAGAGGCGGCGAUAAGUGCGGUGCAAAUUGAACGUGCGGAAUCUUGCCAGCCAUGACAAAGUCAAAGUCGAAGUCUCACCGAAAAGUGGUAUCGCAGUGGGACGAAUACUUCGGAACAGGAGACCUCCAAGCCUGGCAGCAACUCAUGGAUGAUCUGGGUAUUCCUGGAACCUUUAGGAGCAAGACGCAGUGCCGAAAAGCUUUGCGAAAUGUCUGGGUGAAUAUUGUGGAUUUCCUCCACGAUGUUAGAGAAGGCCGGCAACCACAUCUCUUCGAGUCCCAGGCCGAACUUGGUCGAUAUACGCGAAAACAUAAGAAGUUCUAUCCUAAACGGGAAAUACCCAAAGACAGCCCGCUUAAAUCCCUGUUGGCCAUGGUUCGUUCAUAUUGAAGAUUAGUUAGAGUCGGGCAAGCCGUGGACUCGGGAUGGAUUUGGUGGAUUUGGUGCUACA